This is a messenger RNA of Medicago truncatula (barrel medic), 1068 nucleotides long. RefSeq names its product heavy metal-associated isoprenylated plant protein 7. The record is from RefSeq and is a predicted model, not a curated record. The transcript has 5 exons. Lineage: Eukaryota; Viridiplantae; Streptophyta; Magnoliopsida; Fabales; Fabaceae. Bases 57 to 626 code for a protein of 189 amino acids. Gene Ontology annotation, molecular function: metal ion binding.
AUUAUAAACAAUUAGAGUCCCUCUUCGAAGCUUAUCUCAGCAGCAGAGUAACACCAAUGGGGGAGGAAGAGAAGAAAACAGAGGAACCGAAGAAGAAAGAAGAAACCAAGCCAGAGGAAACAAAAGAUGAAGCUGCUGUUCCUGCGCCACCUCCGGCAGAGAUUUUGCUGAAAGUUUUCAUGCAUUGUGAAAGCUGUGCUCGGAAAGUUCGUCGGUCGUUGAAAGAUUUUCCAGGUGUUGAAGAAGUGAUAGCUGAUUGCAAGUCUCAUACGGUGGUUGUGAAAGGAGAGAAAGCGGAGCCAUUGAAGGUUUUGGAAAGGGUUCAGAAGAAGAGUCAUAGGAAGGUUGAGCUUCUUUCUCCGAUCCCAAUUGCUCCUGAGGAGGAAAAACCUGCUGAGGAAGAGAAGGCUGCACCUGAAGAGGAGAAGAAAGAUGAGCCUCAGAUUGUGAUUACUGUCCUUAAAGUUCACAUGCAUUGUGAAGCUUGUGCAGAGGAAAUCAAAAAACGGAUACUUAAAAUGAAUGUGACAACAAACAUGAGAUUAAAGCUGAUAAUAAACUCUAAAGCAAAAGCUUGGCCAUAUUCAACUGAAGGAACCGUGACACCACCACUCAUAAAUGGAUGAAAAACCCCUUUCAAAGUAAAUGAAGCACAUAUUGAUGACAAAACUUGUGCAGCAAUAUACAAAGGGGAAGUGUUUUAAUGCAGCAAAUGAAAUCGUGACAGCCGGAUUAAGAUGAGCACCGGAAAUGUGACCGGUUGAUAAUAUUAUGAUCAUAACAGCAAGUCCAGUUGCUCCAGCACAUCCAAUUAGUGUUUCUGAGUUAUGUAUCUUUUGGUUCACAAUUGCAGUGGCUAUUCCAACAAACAUUAGAAUGUAUGUGCCUAUAAACUCAGCUCCAACCUGGUAAUAAUUUGAUUAAUCAGCCCAACUACAUUAAUUAAUACAUCAAUAUAUAAAAAAUAGGACCCCUGUUAGUAUUUUUACCAAUGUUGUAUACUUGAUAUAAUUGUUUAUAUGUAUGCAACUAUGCAAGAUUAUAAAAUUUAAAAUAACUUCGCAACUA